Messenger RNA from Notodromas monacha, 1470 nucleotides. NCBI's taxonomy places the organism in Eukaryota, Metazoa, Arthropoda, Ostracoda, Podocopida, Cyprididae. The record is from the annotation of a GenBank genome assembly.
UCAUUUGACUCUCUUGUUGAUAGGAAAAAAUUCAUUGAACGCGGGUGACUGUUCAUCUUCUGUCGAGCCAUUAUUAUGGAGGAAAUCGGUAUUGUGAUUCCUGAGAGGGAGGAAGGUGUCGAGCUACCGAAGAAAGAAGCAGUAUCCUGUGGGAUGUUCUCUGAUGCGGCCGAUGCGGAUGAUCUUUACUCCCGUUACAAGAAACUGCAAAGACAUCUACAAUUCCUCGCAGUGCAAGAGGAGUAUAUCAAGGAUGAACAACGAAACUUGAAGAAAGAGUUUUUGCACGCUCAAGAAGAAGUGAAGCGGAUCCAAAGUGUUCCAUUGGUUAUUGGGCAGUUUCUCGAAGCGGUGGAUCAGAACACCGCGAUUGUAGGAAGCACGACUGGAUCGAAUUAUUUUGUUCGAAUCUUGUCAACCAUUGACCGAGAACUCCUCAAGCCGUCUGCGAGCGUUGCGUUGCAUAAACAUAGUAACGCCCUGGUGGAUGUUCUCCCCCCGGAAGCGGAUUCUUCCAUUUCUAUGCUUCAGGCCGACGAAAAGCCUGACGUGAGUUACGCAGAUAUCGGUGGCAUGGACAUCCAGAAGCAAGAAGUGAGGGAAGCCGUGGAACUUCCUUUAACGCACGCGGACUUGUACAAACAAAUCGGAAUUGACCCUCCACGCGGUGUUCUCAUGUAUGGACCACCCGGUUGCGGCAAGACCAUGCUGGCUAAAGCUGUUGCCCAUCAUACUACUGCGGCUUUCAUUCGAGUGGUUGGAUCCGAGUUCGUUCAAAAAUAUCUUGGAGAAGGUCCGAGGAUGGUGAGGGAUGUGUUCCGAUUGGCGAAGGAAAAUUCUCCGGCAAUCAUUUUCAUCGAUGAAAUCGACGCGAUUGCGACAAAGCGUUUCGAUGCUCAAACUGGCGCCGAUCGAGAAGUGCAACGUAUUCUGCUCGAACUGCUUAAUCAAAUGGAUGGGUUUGACCAAACGACGAACGUGAAGGUUAUUAUGGCAACGAAUCGAGCUGAUACUCUGGAUCCAGCCUUGCUCCGUCCUGGUCGCCUGGAUCGAAAGAUCGAGUUCCCGUUGCCAGAUAGACGGCAGAAACGUCUGGUUUUUGGGACCAUAACAGCCAGAAUGAAUCUCUCCGACGAGGUUGAUUUGGAGGAAUAUGUUGCCAGGCCAGACAAGAUUUCCGGUGCUGAUAUCAAUGCAAUUUGUCAAGAGGUAGCCGGAAUGCACGCAGUUCGUGAAAACCGCUAUGUGAUCUUGCCGAAAGAUUUCGAGAAGGGGUAUAAGAACAACAUCAAGAAGGACGAGGCAGAGCAUGAAUUCUAUCGUUGAAAGUUCCCUGUGCGUCUCGAAAACAAUAUUUCAUUUAAAUAUAACUGAUGUCUUUUGUGUCGUUUUUCCUGUUUAUUUUUUGUGGUUUAUCUUCUGUUUUAAGAAAUCUUCCGGCUUUUCAGACCUCUUUCUUCUCUGUGGUUU